AAGAUCUCACAAAACCUUCACCUAGACGUAGAAAAGAUACAAAAGCUUCGAGCAAAGAAUUGAUGCCAGCAAAUUUAAAGGACUGGAAUGUUGUACAGUCCAAGGGAACAUUUUUUCUCGAUGAGGACGGUGACAUCGUCAAUCAUGUCUACAGCCUAAGUCUACCUCAGGACUCUGAUAUGUGGAUCACCAUGCAACACCUGAAGAUUGGAGAAUCAGGAGAGUCUCUGGAUGGCACAGUAACAGACACAGCCUUGUUAGUUCUGAAAAAAGAUGGAACCUCAUUGGUAGCUUUUACAGAAAACAAGGACAGCAAGGGCAAAUACAGCUUAAGGUGCAGCUUGCGUGCAGGAACCUACAUUCUCAUUCCAUUUACUACUGGCUGUAGGCUCAAGCUCAGAAAAGAUAUGCCUACUAAAGAGGCAAAACUUAUCAGCAAGGACACAGAUGGCAGAGUAAACCUUACUAGAGCUUUCCGAAAAGGCCUGGAAGAGAUUUUCACCAUGGUUGAUUUGGAUGGAAAUGGACUUCUUAGUAGGAGUGAGUUUAACUGGUAUAACUUGCGUACAAGUGGUGAAGAAGUUGGAGAUGAUGAGUGGCAGGUUGUGGAAGACAACAUAGAGCUUGAAAAUGGGGAGAUCACCCUGAAUGGUUUUAUUAAGCUGAAUGAAAUGGAAGCAGACGACAAUGAAGGUGACACUGAUGAUGCUUGGGUGACUAUGACAAGUAUGGGCUUCAACAAGAGUCUCAUCCUUGAUGAGGCAUGUCCAUUUAUGUUGAAGAUUUACAGCCAUGAUUGUGCUGACACAAGACUAAGAGUCAUUGGUUUAAAAUCAUGUAAAGACAAGAUCGACACUGCAAUCUGUGCAUUUGUUAUAGCCAAGGGUGAGCCCAUGAAAGUAAAGAACAUGAAAGAUCUGACACUGUACCAGUAUGUGAAUGACCACAGAGGAAUCAUUGUUGUGGACAAUAAGUCAAAGUCCAAAAUUGAAAUACAGUUAGACUGCAGUAGAAGCAGAAAUGUGGUCAGUCAUACUGGAUCCCUACUCACCACAGUUACAGUUUUGCCUCAGUCUUCAGUGGUUGGCCACUGUCUUCUGCCAUUAGAUGACAGCAAAGAAUUCAGAGUGGAGUGUGAAGAGAGCAUUCUAACUUAG
Molecule: messenger RNA, 1157 nt
Organism: Candidula unifasciata
Lineage: Eukaryota; Metazoa; Mollusca; Gastropoda; Stylommatophora; Geomitridae
Source: the annotation of a GenBank genome assembly